AUGUUCCAAUCCCCUCCAUAUCAUGUGAUUCAGGUGUUCCAAUCCCCUCCAUAUCAUGUGAUUCAGGUGUUCCAAUCCCCUCCAUGGACACAGGUGUAUACAAUCAAGCCCCUAGACAUGCAGACGGCUUCUACAAACAUUGGUGAAAGAAUGGGUCGCUCUCAGGAGCUCAGUGACUCCAAGCGUGGUCCCGUGAUAGGUGGCCACCUGGGCAAUAAGUCCAUCCGUGACAUUUCCUGGCUACUAAAUAUUCCACGCUCAACUGGUAGUGGGAUUAUAACAAAGUGGAAGCCACUGGGAACAACAGCCACUCAGCCACCAAGUGGUAGGCCACGUCACAUGACAGGGCGGGGGGUCAGCGCAUGCUGAAGCACACAGUGCGUAGAAGUCACCAACUGUCUGCAGAGUCAAUAGCUAAAGACCUCCAAACUUGGUGUGGCCUUCAGAUGAGCCCAACAACAGUGCGUAGAGAGCUCCAUGGAAUGGGUUUCCAUGGCCGAGCAGCUGCAUCCAAG
Staurois parvus is the source of this 515-nucleotide messenger RNA. Lineage: Eukaryota; Metazoa; Chordata; Amphibia; Anura; Ranidae. The record is from the annotation of a GenBank genome assembly.